CCCCACUCCCAAUGGAAAUUUUUUCCGAAAGGUUUUAAGAUUCAGAUUUGGAUCCUAAAUUGGUGAAAAAAACUGAAAGAAAAAAGUAUAGUACCCUUCAGAUUUUGUGUUUUUGUUUUUAUGUUUUAAGUUAGAAAGUCAGAACAGUCUAUUCUUUCUACAGUUUCCCAAAUUUGUUUAUUUAUUGUUUUUAUCUUAAAUUCUUCUUUAACCUUUUAAGGGAUAACUCAUCAUUCUAUUUUUUUCUCCUUUUUUUUUUGGUAAAUUUAAGCAUUGUUACCUCAGAGAAUGUUCAUCUCUUAUGUUUUGAAGACCAUAUAUGUUUUUUAGGAUCAUCCAUCUUUGUCUUAAGCUUUUGUUUUUUUGUUUCAGGUUGUUAUUAUAGAAUUGUGAUGACAUAUACGUCAAAUUUCACUCACCCCAUUUUUUUAAUGCUUGCUUUGUGUUUGUGAAAUUGUGUGUUAGAGUAACUUUCACACCACAUCUAUAAAUUCAAGAGAAAUUGGUUUGUUUUGAUUGUUUUGUUUCAAAUUUGGUGUAAAGUUUGUUCAUUUGAGUGUAGAAAAUAAAUACCGCAAAGACUCUUCUUUCAUCUGGGUUUUCAGCUUGGUUUGAUGUAAUUGAGUUCUGGGGUUUUGGGGGUUUAUUUAUUUUUUGGGAAAUGAUAUUAAAUAGGGUUGUAGUUGUAGGCUGAUUCUGUGGUUUUAGAAAAUGGGAUCUCAUGGUGGAGCAAUCCAAGCGUCAAAGGCAGGACCUUUGGCUAGAGAAGGAUCUUUGUACAAUCUCACACUUGAUGAGGUACAAAAUCAGCUUGGAAAUUUAGGGAAACCCUUAGGAAGCAUGAAUCUGGAUGAGUUACUCAAGAGUUUGUGGACAUCUGAAGCUGCUCAAGCUUCUGGAUUGGAUUCUGGUUCAACUGAUGCUUACCUGCAACAGGGUCAACUAGCUUCUGGGUCGUCUAUGAAUCCGCUAACACUUUCCGGUGAUCUUAGCAAGAAAACUAUUGAUGAGGUUUGGAGAGAUAUGCAACAGAAGAAGAGUUCUAGUGAAGAUAGGAGAACGGCUACACUAGGUGAGAUGACUUUGGAAGAUUUCUUAAUGAAAGCUGGUGUGGCUACUGAAUCUUUUCCUACAGAGGAUAAUGCUAUGUCAGGAAGGGUUGAUUCUCAACAACAACAGCACAAUACAUCUCAACAUGGUCAUUGGAUGCAGUUCCAAAUCCCUCCGGUGCAACUACCACAACAACAGCAUCAGCAUCAGCAUCAGCAUCAAAAUCAAAAUCAUCAGAAUAAUAUGAUGCCUGGUUUUGCAAGUUAUAUGGCUAGUCAUGUGGUUCAACAGCCGGUUUUGGAUGCAGGAUACAAUGAAGCAAUGGUGAGUAUAUCACCGUCUUCUUUAAUGGCUACUUCAUCGGAUACACAAACUCAAGGUAGGAAAAGGGUUGCCUCUGGUGUUGUGGUUGAGAAAACUGUGGAGAGGAGGCAGAAGAGGAUGAUUAAAAAUAGGGAAUCUGCAGCUCGGUCGCGGGCUAGAAAACAGGCUUACACACAAGAACUGGAGAUCAAAGUUUCACAUUUAGAAGAAGAAAAUGAAAGGCUUAAAAGACUACAUGAGAUGGAGAGAGUAUUGCCAAGUAUGCCACCACCAGACCCUAAGCAUCAGCUUCGAAGAACUAGCUCAGCUCCCUUCUGACAACUUUAUUGCAAAUGAGUUCCUAGCGAAAUUCCACGCACUCCGGUAGUUCUUUCUUAUUUGCAACAUAUAUUUGAACACUCGAGUUUCCAACAAGCAGGAAAGCUAUUUUUCUUCAGGGAAAUGCUACGAUAUGAAUCGCCGGCAAGCCCUCUUCAAAAGUGAUUUUCUGUGUGUACAUUUUAUAAGCCAGACUUUCAGUUUACCCAGCACUAUAUAUAUGCUUUAGUGUAAUUUUGAACAGAAAACAUUGUGGCUUUGUUACCAAUUUUGGGGGUCCUAUUUUGUGUGUGGUGAGUGCAACUACUAAUCAUUGCCCUUGCCCAUGUUGCAAUUUCAUUUAGUUUUGAUUUUUUUUUAUCCGUA
Lathyrus oleraceus (garden pea) is the source of this 2058-nucleotide messenger RNA. Its product is annotated as ABSCISIC ACID-INSENSITIVE 5-like protein 2. The transcript is spliced from 3 exons. Lineage: Eukaryota; Viridiplantae; Streptophyta; Magnoliopsida; Fabales; Fabaceae. Gene Ontology annotation, cellular component: nucleus. The record is from RefSeq and is a predicted model, not a curated record. The coding region runs from base 712 to 1692 and encodes 326 amino acids. Gene Ontology annotation, biological process: positive regulation of DNA-templated transcription. Gene Ontology annotation, molecular function: DNA-binding transcription factor activity.